UUGUUUUAAUGGUGGUUAACUCUAAACACACAAAAUGGCAGAUGACGCACCUAUCCCUUUAAUAAUCUUGGUUGUGGUAUUUUAUGUUGCUGGUUUUUUGAUCGCCUUGUAUAUAAGAAUGUCAAAAAUUGUGUUGAUCCGAAAAAUCAAGGAAACUGGUCGAGUUAUAUCUCUCUCACAAACACUGAUAUCAAUGUUGAUGCAACAAUUACAAGAACACCAAAGGCAGCAAAUAUCACCCGCUACUGGUUUACCACCGCCUCCACCAUACACGAUAGAAGCGCCCGUGGCGCCGCCGCAUGUGGAACCGAACGAAUUACCGCCUCCUUAUGUAGCACCGCCCCCAUAUGCAAAAUAAGCUAAGAUAUUAACCUCAAUAAAGUGAACUAUAACAGUCA
This is a messenger RNA of Tribolium madens (black flour beetle), 398 nucleotides long. RefSeq lists its product as uncharacterized. Bases 35 to 358 code for a protein of 107 amino acids. The transcript has 2 exons. NCBI's taxonomy places the organism in Eukaryota, Metazoa, Arthropoda, Insecta, Coleoptera, Tenebrionidae. The record is from RefSeq and is a predicted model, not a curated record.